Saccostrea cuccullata (small rock oyster) is the source of this 1650-nucleotide messenger RNA. RefSeq names its product SAP30-binding protein-like. The transcript has 10 exons. Gene Ontology annotation, cellular component: nucleus. Lineage: Eukaryota; Metazoa; Mollusca; Bivalvia; Ostreida; Ostreidae. Gene Ontology annotation, biological process: regulation of DNA-templated transcription. The record is from RefSeq and is a predicted model, not a curated record. The coding region runs from base 197 to 1195 and encodes 332 amino acids.
UUUUAAGCGUCUUUGUUACACCGAUCAACAUUAAUUUCUUUUAGAAAAUCGUCGAAAAACGUCGAAAAAUAAUAAUAACAAUACCGAUAGACAUUGACGGUAGAUAAAGGACUCAACUCUGUUUGUUAAACAUCCUAUUGUGAAUUUGUUAAGGCACUGAAAUGAAUUACAGUUGGCUCUGAUCGUUCGUGUCGCAAUGGAAAGGACAGACAGUGCUAGUACUGGCAUGGCAUCUCUUGUCGAGAUGUAUGAAGAACAUUCGGAAGAAGAAGAAGAUAGUCCAGAUGCUCCUUCUGCAGUGGACAAUAUUUCAGACGAAGAUGAGGUCGAUAGGGAAUCGUCAUCUCAUAGUUCGAGGCCUCCAUCCAGGCCAAUAUUUGAAGACGACAGUGCGGUAUCAUCGCCUCUUUCUCUUCCUGUUAAACCUGCCAUGAAAAGAAAAACUACGAGGCUGGUGUCGUACGGCCCGGAUGGAGACGAGGAGGAGGGAGACAGUGAUGAGGACUCGAGCCUCGGGGAGGAGGGGCAGGAGGAUGAGGACACAGUAGGAUCUGAGGCCAUCAUAGUCGACAAUGACGUUAAACCCGAGGAGCCGUUAGAUGCUGAUCAAGCCUCAUCCCUAUCUCGCAGUGUACAAAACAAAACAGCAGAUGAAAUAGAACUUCCCGCUGAGCCACCUGGGAAGUGCUCCAAAGCUCUGCAGGACAAAAUUUCCAAGUUAUACGACAAAAUGCAGAAUCAGGGAUUAAAUUUGAAUUACAUGAACAAUAACAUAAAGCAAAGGAAAAACUACCGCAAUCCAAGUAUUUAUGAGAAGCUGAUAGAAUUCUGUGGUAUAGAUGAGAAGGGAACCAAUUAUCCCCCAGAAAUAUUUGAUCCUCAUCAGUGGGGAAAAGAAUCAUUUUAUGAUGCUCUGGACAAAGCACAGAAAACAGAGAUGGAGAAAAGAGAGAAAGAGAGAAAAGAUAGGACAAAGAUAGAGUUUGUGACAGGGACGAAAAAAUCAAGUUCAGAUGGAGGGCCAGAUGAGAAGAAGAGGAAGAGUAAAUGGGACUCGCUACCCCAGGUGACGGGGACGAGACCGGGGGUCGUAAAUCCCCCCGUCGUGGUAUCCUCCCUCACCAUAACAGCCACGGGAACCAAGACCACCGUCAUUCCCGCUGUAGGCAACAUAACCAAGAAAUCAAAGUCCUGAUACCUCCGUAAUCUAACAGCUGAAUUGUCAAGCCAAAGAAACAUUGAAAAAUGACAGUUUAUAAAUGAGUGACAUCAGCAGCUGUGCUGCAGGGUAUACAAUAGGAUUGGUUUAAACACCACAAAACAUAUAAAAUUUAUGUUGAACAUCUGAAGUUAACAGAAUAUUUCAUUUCUAGUUCUGGACUGUAAAAACUGUGAAACUGUGUAAAAUACUGGUUAGUGUUAUCAUUCAUGCAACUUUUAUUAUCAACAUGAUUCCAUAUAAAAAUUUCAUCAUGUCAGUGUUUGUGCUGGAUGUAUGGCAGUGACUGAAUAAGUGCCAGUAUUAAAGAUGAAGUGAAAUAUCACAUAUAUACAUUAUAUCAAAUCACUCAGAUUUCUUGAUUACAUUUUUAGUAUUGGUCCUUAUCAGUGAAUUCUUCUCUGUGUAAUAUUGAUAAAGUUUAUUCUGUU